AUCGACCUCUCAGCUAAACUGUUCGUCAAUGUCUUAUCAAUAUGUGACGAUGAAAGGCGACGUGUUGGAAAGAAAACAAAACAAGAUCCAUGCGAAGCAGGUCAGGAUAUUCAAACAGUCGGAAUAUCGUAAGCACUUGACGGCGUAUUCGCACGCAGAAGUCGCAUAAGUCGCACGCCGAAGUCCGGACAUUUUGACGUAUCGUCAAAUCAAAGAAUUUAACCAAGGAUCUUCUCUUGCCUGAAACAAUGCUCACCAUUUUCACGUCCCUUCUUUUAACGAGUGGCAUGGCUACGGCUUGGGCGAUACCGAUAAACGACGAACAACAACAGAACAACAAAGAUGUUAUGUCGAUACUACCGGAUCUGUACAAGUGUGAGAGGGAAAGAUACGCUGUGCAAGAUUGCCUACCAUCCAGCAUGCUCUCGAUAAAGUCAUAUUUAGCCGAUGGCAUCCAGGAUUUGAAUGUGGUGCCAUUCGAGCCUUUUUACGUACAUGAAUUGCCGCUCAACUUUGCACAUACAAGGAUAAGAAGAAUGACGUUUUUUAAUAUGACCAUCUAUGGACUAACGGACUACAAGAUAAAUAACGUCGUAACUAACGACGAAGUGAGCACAAUCACAUUUGAAGCGUACUUCCUAAGACUCUCUACGCACUCUUGCUACGACAUAGACUACUUGCAGCAUGAUCAAUACCUUACGAUAAACGGUGACCGUAUGAACAUGCAUUUUUCGGAUGUCACUGCUACCAUCUGCAUAAAAGGUGUAUUUUAUAACAAUACAAAUGGAAAGGAAAUGUUUCGGGUGAGCAAGGUCUUGGUAAAGUUCUCCGUAAAGAACGCAGAGUUCUAUGCAUAUCCGCCGAACCCAAACGACGUCAAAACAGUCAACUCGAUGAAUGAUUAUAUGAACAAUAACUCGAAAGAAAUGGCGAAAGAUGCAAGGCUCGAAAUUAAUACGAUAGUUGCGGCUAUUAUCGAGGAAACAGCCAAUAACAUCUAUACGAAAUUCCCGAUUGAAACGCUUAUGCCUGACUAUCGACCUAUCUGAUUAUUGAGCUCGUCACCGUUUUAUCUCCACGAUCUCUGCUGCUACGUUAUUCAGUGAUAACCAUUAUUCGCCAGCACAAUUAAUUGUGCGCAAAUUAUUCCUGCCGAGCGUACACAUUAGUUUACGAAACGCCUUCUUCGGUCAAGUUAUUACGCGCAUUAAAUGAUUAUGAAUGCCAGCAACUGCUCGCGGGCUUUCACGGCAAACGUUUGCGACAAGAAUCGAAUGAUGCUGUAUAAUGUAAAUAAUGUAUCUUUAUUAUAUUUUCAUUUGAUAGGUAAAAAUAUAAUAAAAAUACUCGCAUCAUUCGCGAGUACCACGUUAAGUUUAUUACGUCGGACGUCGCGUCAUAUACGCACUAUCAUUUCGGUUUUGUUGUCAUCGAUCAUCGCGCAAGUUCGUGAGCAGCGUCUUGUAAUCAAAAUAAAUUUCGUCUCUAACUUUAUCGGAAAAAGCAACUGCAAACCGAUGCACGAAGAAGACUACACUUCGAAUACAGUCUGGACACCUUUCUCAAUUACAAUUUGCAACACAGUUGAUAGUUCAAUGAAAGAACUUGUUUUUAACAAUCAAUUCCCAGAAGUUAAGUUCCUUCACUGCAUCAUCCAUACUGUGCUGCAAACUGCAUCCAGAGAAAACGUCCAAACUUCGCACGAUAAAGUCAAGUGUCAAAUUACCGCGAAAGUAAGUAUCGUGUAUUCUCGGGGACAUCAGGAAGUAAAACGGAUGACUAAAUUCAAAAUCUUUCCACACACAGGACUAAAUAAAAAUCCCACUAACACGUUCGCAAUGUUGACAUUUUAUUAACACGAAAGCGGACUAAGUGUACGGAUUAUUUGUACCUUGAAAAAACAUAAUAAAGAGUUACGUACGUAAUAAGU
This is a messenger RNA of Harpegnathos saltator (Jerdon's jumping ant), 1930 nucleotides long. RefSeq lists its product as uncharacterized. The record is from RefSeq and is a predicted model, not a curated record. Lineage: Eukaryota; Metazoa; Arthropoda; Insecta; Hymenoptera; Formicidae. Gene Ontology annotation, biological process: multicellular organismal reproductive process. The transcript has 3 exons. The coding region runs from base 249 to 1049 and encodes 266 amino acids.